AUGGGCAGACAUAAAAAGACUAUUGCAACUAUUGCUCUUUUUAUAAUUAUUGUAAUUACUGUAAUAGUGACUAUAAAUGUUGUAUUAGUUUUAUAUCCUCGAAGUUUUUGCCCAGAUGAUUGGAUUGGUUUCCAAGACAAGUGUUAUUAUUUCUCUGAAAAAGAAGGGGAUUGGGAAUCAAGUAGAGGCAACUGUUCCAAAGAACAUGCUGACCUAACGACAAUUGACAGUGAGAAAGAAAUGUCUUUUCUUCGUCGGUUCAAAUGUACUUCUGAUCACUGGAUUGGGCUGAAGAUGAAAGAAAAUCGUACAGGACGGUGGGUAAAUGGAACCAUAUUUACUGAAGGUGGUAAGGUGAAAGGAAAGGAAGAAUGUGCUUACCUUGAUGCUGAUUAUAUUUCAACAGCUAGAUGCUACACAGACAGAAAAUGGAUUUGCAGGAAGACAAUGUACUAACUUGGUGAUGGAAGAAGUGGAAAAGAAUGCAGAUUACAUCUAAUUGGCCUUUCACAAUUAGAUGUACCCAGGGCUACUGAGUAGUGGUAACAUAAGCUGAAGCCAUGAGAAAUUGCCCAGGCAUCCUCAGUUCAGCUGGGAAGCUGACAGACUUCCUCCCGCUGUAGGCCUCCACCUUUGGGGACAGGGUGCCCUCCAGUGGUCACCCUUACAUUCUGGAUAAAGGCCUUCUGUCUUGCCCAGCAGGUGGUGCUGCCUGCGGCAAUCUUUCUUAAAGUGGUCAGUUUGACUGUAGCAGGAAAUCAAGGCAGACAGAAGACUCCAGGCACCAGCUGAUUAGCAGAAGUGGGUUUAUUCGGCAGGGGGUACGCGGAACACCAGCGUGUUU
Otolemur garnettii (small-eared galago) is the source of this 844-nucleotide messenger RNA. It is a transcript of the gene CLEC2B, whose product is annotated as C-type lectin domain family 2 member B. The coding region runs from base 1 to 456 and encodes 151 amino acids. The transcript has 4 exons. Lineage: Eukaryota; Metazoa; Chordata; Mammalia; Primates; Galagidae. Gene Ontology annotation, cellular component: external side of plasma membrane. The record is from RefSeq and is a predicted model, not a curated record.